Messenger RNA from Pistacia vera, 1847 nucleotides. RefSeq names its product serine/threonine-protein kinase PCRK1-like. NCBI's taxonomy places the organism in Eukaryota, Viridiplantae, Streptophyta, Magnoliopsida, Sapindales, Anacardiaceae. Gene Ontology annotation, molecular function: protein kinase activity; ATP binding. Bases 180 to 1454 code for a protein of 424 amino acids. The transcript has 5 exons. The record is from RefSeq and is a predicted model, not a curated record. Gene Ontology annotation, biological process: protein phosphorylation.
CUUUUAUCUCAAGAUCAUAAUUUACCUUUAAAGACCCUUUGAUUCCCGUGAUUAUAACUAUUUUUUCUCUCUUUACAUUCAUCAAAAUUGGAACUUUGUUAAGGAAACGAGUUUUUGCAAACCCAUCUGUCAAGAUUGGUAAUUUCAGGAAAUUUCUGCGUUUUGAUUUUUUAAGGGACAUGAAGUGUUUCCAAUUCGGUAAUAGAGACAAGAGAGAUGAACCCAUCUCUCCAAGGACCCCAAAGUCAGUAGUUUCAAUGCGGUCCUUGGAUUUUGCAUUUACUGAUAAUGGGGCUGAGUUAAAUUCACAAAAUGUAUCAGCCAUCAGCACUGAGUCCACAAGAAGGCCCUCCUUUCCGACGUCUCAGAAACCCAGUAAUCUUCAAGUGUUCACCAUAGCUGAGCUGAAGUCAGCCACUAAGAAUUUUAGUCGCUCUGUUAUGGUUGGCGAAGGUGGGUUCGGUUGCGUUUAUAAAGGGUUGAUCAAGAAUUCGGAGGAUCCAUCUCAAAGAAUUGAAGUUGCAGUGAAACAGCUUGGAAGAAGAGGGACGCAGGGACACAAGGAAUGGGUGACAGAGGUGAAUUUUCUAGGGGUUGUCGAGCAUCCAAACCUUGUAAAAUUGGUGGGAUAUUGUGCUGAGGACGAUGAAAGGGGAGCCCAGCGGCUUCUAGUGUAUGAAUUUAUGCCUAAUGGAAGUGUGGAUCAGCAUUUAUCCCCUCGAUCAGAGACAACUCUUCCAUGGGCCAUGAGAUUGAAAAUUGCCCAAGAUGCUGCUCGUGGUUUAAAAUAUCUACAUGAAGAAAUGGAUUUUCAGAUCAUUGUCAGAGAUUUCAAAUCUUCAAAUAUCCUUCUUGACGAGAAUUGGAAUGCAAAACUAUCAGAUUUUGGAAUGGCAAGAUUAGGUCCUUCAGAAGGAUUCACCCAUGUUUCGACAGCGGUUGUAGGAACCUUGGGAUAUGCAGCUCCUGAAUAUGUCCAAACUGGUCGUCUGGCGGCCAGGAGUGACGUAUGGAGCUAUGGCGUCUUCCUUUACGAACUAAUCACAGGAAGGCGUCCCGUAGAUCGAAACCGUCCCAAGAGUGAGCAGAAACUAUUGGAAUGGGUAAAGCCAUACUUAUCUGACGCCAAAAAAUUUCGACAAAUAUUGGACCCCAGGCUUGAAGGUAAAUACUCACUCAGGUCAGUCCACAAACUUGCAACUAUAGCCAACCGAUGCUUGGUCAGAAACCCAAAGGCACGCCCAAAGAUGAGUGAGGUAUUGGAACUGGUGACUAAAAUUAUCGAGGGACCAACAGAAACUGGUAGUCCUCAAUUACCCUUGAGGAAUUCGACAUCUAUGGAAACUUCCCGCGACUCUAAAACAAAAAAUAAGAGAGCCAAAAUGGAAUCAAGAACUGGGGAAUGUAAUUGUUUGACUCAGAAAUGGAGACCGAAACUCGUAAGGACUUGCUGAAUGCAAGAGCUUUGAUGUGCUAAAUGCAGAUGAACUUUUGAAGAACUAAAAAGAAGAGAAUAGAGAAAUUAUAAACUUGGAUUCCUCUUGAUGAUUAGUCCAGAGAGUGUAAAAAACAAUUCUUGUAAGGAGAUGCAAAAUGCAGUGAGUUUUGGUGAAGCCUGUAGUAAAUAGUAAUACAAAAGAUUCUUCGCUGAAUCAGUGUAAUAGUUAUUUGUGAAAAUUCUGUAUUGUUGUUGUCUGUAGAAUUUGAAUAAUUUCAUCAAAAAAGAAAAAAUAAAUGGAGUUAUGUAGUAAGCUAAGUUUACAUCUUCUUCAUCUAUAGAGCACUGUAAUUUCUGCUGAUCUCAUGUAAUUUCUUCAUCUACAGAAUCACCUCUAAGGUUUAUUUUA